UUCAGUCCACUGCUCUGGUAAGUUGGUUUAAGAUGAUUGAAAUACAUCCGUCACUGUUUUUAUGAUUAGCAUUCUGUGAGCUGUAUUUUUGUAUUUUGAUGCAGCUCAAAGGCAGAGUGUGUAAUAUACCGAAAUACUGAAAUACAUCAGGGGAUUUAGUCACUAAAUCCAGGUUAAAAACAGAAACAGCUGUUUUUCUUGCAUUGAAUUUUAGUGCAAUAAAAACAUCUGUUUCUGUUUGGGGUUUUUUUUUUUUGACUACUUGUACUUGAACUUUGCAAAAGUUUAAAAAUAAUUCUCGGCUUUUAAACUUUUUCCUUGUGAUUCCUGUCAGAGACACAAUCUGUUGUCAUAUAUGAAAAGUAGCAUCAAUUACAUAAUUUCAAAGCACAAAAAUGCAGGGGGUUUUUUUUUGUCGUUGUGUCUGCUCUAAUACAUUUAUUGUUUUUUUUCCAUCUUGAAACUUGACGUUUAGGUAUAUUUUUGCGUAAAAACCUUACAUAAAGCAUGUAUAUUUCAAGUUUUAUUUUGAAUUUUUUCCAUUUAUUUGUGUGGUCCUACACACACUUCUGAAUCGAUGCUUUGUAGAAUCACCUUUCACUGUAAUGAGGGCAAAUCUUUCUGUACCAGCCGUGCACAUCGGAAAACGUCCGAGUCAGAAAAUAAGUAACUUGGAGGUCUCUUGUUUUUAUUACAAAUAUUGCUGAUUCUUUAUCUCUUUUAUAUUUUGCUUAUGUAAAUCAGGCCACAGGGACCUUUCACUACAUAUUUUGUCUGACAAGUGAUCCUGUGAGAUACUGACUAAAACAUUUUGAUAAACACGCGUCACAUUUCUUCUUCUAUUAAAAUGUUCAUGAUAAUUCCAGGACUACAAGAAAGUACGUGUUUUUCCAAAGAAGACGAAAUUACAGAUAAAAUCCGAUGCUAAUCUUUUGUGUUUCAUUUGCUUUCAGAAAACUAGACAAUAAAUGCGCCUGCUUUCCAGGAGAGAUAUUCUGUCUCACCCCAACAGAUGGCAUCCACAGAGGUUAAGUUGUGAUGUUUCUUGUGUUUUUUUCUUUUACAAAUCAACACAAAAAUUCACUUCAAAAUGCCAUAUGAAUUAGAAAUAUUGGUGCUGAGCAGUAGCAAAUUGUAGCUACAAGCUGCGAUUGUUUUAUUAUGUUUUCAUCUUCCGGUCACAUUUUUAAAGAAGCUGAGGUGAAACAUUUGGGAAAAUGCACGGUUUGUUGUUUCAGAGCCAUCUGACAGCAACACUCCUGGCCUCCAUCCUGGGAGCCGUCCUCGGGCCCCUGCAGAUCGGCUACCACACUGGCAACGUCAACGCUCCGGCCAGGAUCAUCGAAGAGUUCUUCAACAGCACGUGGAGAGCCAGACACAACCAAUCGAUGACGGAUCACAGCCUGACCCUGCUGUGGUCGCUAUCCGUCAGCAUCAAGGACUUUGGAGCGUUGCUGGCCUCUCUGGGGGUUAAACACCUGGCAGAUUCAUACGGCAGACGAAACUCCAUCCUGAUCGCCAACUGUCUGUCAGUGGCAGCGGCAUGCAUUAUGUUUGCCUCUAAAGCCAACGGGGCGUUUGAGGUUCUCAUCCUGGGACGGCUGGUGUUUGGCCUGUUCUGCGGUCUUGUGAUGGGUCUAAACCAACUCUACAUCCAGGAAGUGUCCCCUACCAAUCUGAGAGGAGCCUUUGCCACACUCAACCAAGUGUCAUUAGCCUCUGGCAUCCUGAUAGGGAUGGUGGCUGGUCUGGAAACAACGCUGGGCACGAAGAGCAACUGGGCGAUGAUGUUGUCCCUGUCUCUCAUUCCGGCCCUGACACAGUAUCUGGUUCUGCCUUUCUGCCCAGAAAGCCCUCGCUACCUCCUGAUGAACCAGGGAGAGGAAAGGAAAGCAGAAACCGCCCUGCUGAGACUGCGAGGCCACGCUGCCAGAGUGACCAGCGAGCUGGAGGAAAUGAAGGAAGAGGCUGCACACACCCCGACCCGCGUCACCGUCCGGGAUUUCCUCCAGAAACGGAGCUACAGGGAACCGAUCCUCAUUGUUCUCCUCGUCAACUUAGGGAGCCAGCUUUCUGGAUUCAAUGCAAUUAUCAACUACUCCACUAAAAUGUUCCAGGCCACGUUCAAUGAGGCCAAGUAUCUGACUCUAGGUGUGGGAGUUGUCAAUGUCGCCUUCACUUUGGUUGCAUUCUUCUUCAUGGAGCGGGCCGGGAGGAGGAAGCUGUUGCUGAUUGGUUUCCUCUCCAUAGGAGUUUGCAAUUUCCUUAUGACCAUAGUCGACUCUGUUCUGCACCUGGUCCCUGAGCUGCGGAGCCUGCAGGUCCUGCUGGUGUUCUGCGUGGUCUCGGCCUACGAGCUGGGCCCCGGCCCCGUCUCCUGGUUCAUCGCCGCCGAACUGUUCGACCAGCCCGGGAGACCGAUCGCCAUGGCGCUCACCAGCAUGGUCAACUGGGGAGGGAAGUUCGUCCUCGCCCUCGUCUUCCCUCCGUUGCUGAAAAUCUGCGGGGCCUACGUCUACUUGAUUUUCACGGCCGUGGCUCUGCUCGCCUUCGCCGUCACGUGGCUCCGCCUCCCGGAGACCAAAGGCCGCACGUUCGACGACAUUGCGGAGGAGUUCAGAGGAGCGGAGGGAAUCCCGCUGCACAACAGCGGCGGAUUCAACACCUUCGCCUGAGCAGCAGAUUAUAUCUUCUCCAUGACGAUCCAGAAGAAACUGUUAGACUAUCGGCUCAGCCUGCCAACAUAAUAAUAAAGAAAAGAUUCCUCUAUAUAUAUAUUUUGUGUGUGGGGAGGGAAGCUACGCCACACCUCAAAUUUGAUUUUUUCUUUUGAUUAAAAUCUUGGAAAAAGAAAUGCAGAGCUCUAGACAAAUGCCAUCUGAAAUAGUCAUGAUCUCUAAAAGAACAUUUUUAAAACAUUUUAAAUGUUUUUUUUUUUUAUUCUUAGUGGAAAGAUCUGAUUUUGCAACCACAUUAUUCUGUAACACACAGAUGUUUAAAAUAAGGAUGUUUAAAUGCAACCGAAUCCCAGUUUGAUAUAACAAUAAUGAAAUCAGAACCAUAUAUUUUGUUAGACUCUAUAACUUUAAAGUUCUGUAAUAUAUUAAACUAUAUUUAGUCAUUGUUA
Molecule: messenger RNA, 3127 nt
Organism: Xiphophorus hellerii (green swordtail)
Lineage: Eukaryota; Metazoa; Chordata; Actinopteri; Cyprinodontiformes; Poeciliidae
Gene: slc2a1c
Product: solute carrier family 2 member 1c
Exons: 9
Coding region: 1218-2675 (485 amino acids)
Biological process (GO): dehydroascorbic acid transport
Cellular component (GO): plasma membrane
Molecular function (GO): D-glucose transmembrane transporter activity
Source: RefSeq, a predicted model, not a curated record